Molecule: messenger RNA, 2622 nt
Organism: Symbiodinium sp. CCMP2592
Lineage: Eukaryota; Dinophyceae; Suessiales; Symbiodiniaceae
Source: the annotation of a GenBank genome assembly
AUGGAUGCCUUUUGUUUGGAGCAGCUCCUGGCCGACGGCCGCCAAGAUUCCAAUGCAUCCACAGAUGUUGCUCUGUGGUCGAAGAACCAGAAGUCUGUUGCUGCCGAACCCAAGAAGAUCAAGACCAAGGAUGUUCGCCGAAACUUGCAAUCUGAUCUGGAGGCUGCAGAGGCCAUUGUUUUGCAAGACACAAGCCAGCCGGGCCAGCCGCAGCAGAAGAAGUCGCCGAAAUCCUCGGAGGAAGACAGCCAGCUCGAGAAGAAGCAGACCUCGCCCAAGGAUUCCCAGCAGUCUUUGAUUCAAGAUCCCAAACUCCAACGCAAAUCGAUCACUGAGCAGGAAGCCAUCAAGCCCAAGAAGAAGCACACUUCGCCCCAGGAAGCGAGAAAGCCCGAGCAGAAGCAGACCCCGGCGAAGAGUUCCGAGGAAGACAGCCAGCUCGAGAAGAAGCAGACCCCGCCGAAGAGUUCCGAGGAAGACAGCAAGCCCGAGAAGAAGCAGACCCCGCCGAAGAGUUCCCAGGAAGACACGAAGCCCGAGAAGAAGCAGACCCCGCCGAAUGAAGCCGGCAAGAACAAGAAGAAGCAGACUUCGCCGAAGGAAGGCAGCAAAUCCGAGAAGAAGCAGACCCCGGCGAAGUCUUCCCACGAGGUCGCAGAGCCGCCGAAGAAGAUCGCCAAGCAGGAGGAUGCUGCCGAGAACGCCGAUGAUUCCUGGAGCUCCUGGUCCUGGAAUGCAAGUGCCGGACAGGACAACCAGUGGUGGUACGGCAACAACAGCAGCUGGUGGAGCGGGGGCUGGGAAAAGUCGUGGGAACGGCAGCCUGGGGCUUCAGGGGACAAUGCAGGUGGCCAGGAGCAGCAGGAGGAGCCAUCGGCAGAAGCGGAUUCAAAGCAGGAUGAGGCCAAGCAGGCAAAGAAGAGACAAGCCUACUUGCAGGCACAUGCGAAGUGGGCCCGGUUCAUGAGGAGCCUCGACAGCCCACGGUCGCCGAACCAGAUCGUUUCGGUGGGCGAGAAUGCCAAGUCGGCUGGGGAGGGACUCACCUGUCUGCACUAUCUCUUCGAGUCCUGGUGCAAUGCCGAGGGCGAUUGGCGAAAGUCCUGUGUCUACGUAAACGUGUGCUCGAAGAACACCAAAACUCGGAAGGGAGUCAAAAAGUGGCUUACUUUCCAAGAGUUGGUCAGCAAGCUUGGAGAGACAGUGGCCGAAGCCAUAGUGGAGCACAAGCGGUCCGUGAAAGACUCUGCCGAAGUCAGGGAUCAUCCCGAUUGUCCGGGGGAGGCCCAGCAAUUCUGGGUCCUUGACUCCGAGGCGGAGGAGGAUAUCCAAGAGGCGAAGGGCAAAGCAGCCGCGACGCGGAAGCCGAAGGCCUUGGAGGGCCCGCCGGAUGUCAUGAAAGAUGCCGAGAAGGCUGUUCAAACGGCGAACAAUCGCAUCCAGUAUGUGGGAAAGCUCACUAUGAAGUCGCCGGAGCUGGCCGACAUGUCCGAUGUGCUCCGCAAAGCCUACCUGGACGACUUGCAGAUCAAAAGCAAGGAGGUGUGCAAGAUGCGAAACCGCCUGCAGAGCUUCAUCGACGCUGGCAAGGUGAAGGAGAUCCCCGACCAACAGGCUGUGGUGCUCGGCUUGAUUGACGCCAUCGACCGCUUCCUGCUGAUGGGCGACAAAGCCCUCGCAUUCGUGCUCAGCUGUCCGUUGUGGCGGCCACGCAGUGCGAGGAAUUCGCGCUUUUUGCUUUCCAUCUUGUCGUUGGAUGACAGUUACCUCGGCUGGGCAACCCUGAAACCUGUCAUUGGUCAUAUCGUUGCUGCUUUAAACAGGGCAGCAGCCACACCAUUGACCCAGGACGGUCGCUGCUUCAUCGUCACCGAGAUCGGUGGGGAUUGGAAGUAUUUUCGUGAGGCUCUAUCCCUGCGGUCCCAUUGGAAUUCUCCUUUGAUUUGCCACCAUUGCCGAAUGGUGCGGCAAAACAUGGCAGACCUGCCUCUGGCUACUGACCUGGACUUCAGGGACACUCGGGCUUUUUUGGCUGAGGUUUCAAAGCACGAUGCUUCGCCUUUGGUGCUGCUGACGGAUUUUCAUCCUUCCAAAAUCACCUGGCUCUGGACUGCCAAUGGGGGCGCAAUGGCAUGCCUUCUGGACAUGGCUUGGUGGGGGCUGCCGGAUGUCGACAUCAGACUUCGGCUUCAAAAGGCCUGGGCCGACUUUUGCGACUGGAAGUCUGCAAACAAGGUUACAUGUUCGCAGCGGCAGUUUACACCUGGCAUGCUCUACAAAGCGAAGCAUGGUGCAUAUAUGAGUUGCAAGGGAUUCAACAGCCGGGUUCUUGCUUCCUGGCUUGCCUCAGAGGCACAGAAGGCCUGGCAGGGUACUGCAAACCCCAGCGAUGAGCUGUGUCUUAUGACACAUGCACUGCCCCUCGGCUCCACCCUCAUUCAAUUUCACUGGGACCUUCACCCUUUCCGUUUUCUUUUUCUGUGGCUAGACAACAAUGUCUCAUGUGUAGUGGUAUUCUCCUUCUCAUUCGAGGACCUCGAUCGCCUCCUAUAUGGACUUGUCCGAGAGAUUCCGGCGGUUUUUGAAACCUGGCUUCAUGGAUUUCUGCACGGGAAGCCCUAA